AAGCUCCUAAUAAAAAUAAAACAUCACCCGAACUAUUAGAAAAUACUACCUCAGUAGACCCUUCUUUAUUUUAUAUAGGCAUAUACGCUAUUGUUGCCCUAAGUUCUGCCAUUUUUACAUUUGUUCGCAUGAUUUGGCAACUUUUUGUUUCUCUUAAAGGUUCAAAGGCCUUGUUUUCAGAAUUGCUUAAUGUUAUUUUAAGAGCACCCUUAAGCUUUUUUGAUGUUGCUCCUCUUGGAAAAAUUAUGAAUAGAUUUUCUAAAGAUCUGGGUGUAAUAGAUCAGAGUCUUAUGACAGUUUUCUCGAGUUUUCUCGGGAAUAUUGUUGGCGUAAUAAGUGUACUUGCCGUAGUUACCGCCGUAACAUACGAGUUUUUCUUUGUUUCCAUUUUUGUUGUCGUGUCAUAUAUUGUCAUUGGACGUAUGUAUAUUAAUGCUUCAAGGGAAUUAAAACGCCUGCAGUCCAUAACUCGUUCACCCGUUGUUUCUUGGUUUAGUGAGACAGUGGUGGGUAUUGCAACAAUUCGAGCAUUUAACGCUGAACAUCGAUUUAUUAAAACCUUCAUUGAUCGCCUAAAUACAUCAAAUCGAACAACAUAUCUUCUUCAUAUGUCUAAUCGAUGGAUGUCAGUUCGCUUGGGUUGCAUAGGAGCUAUUGCAUCAUAUUUUGCUGGUAUUUUUAUACUAUGGAAUUCUGAACGUAUGAGUGGUGGUUUGGCAGGUUUUUGUCUAAGUUAUGCUCUUGGAUUUGUUCAGAUUGUGUUU
Racocetra persica is the source of this 764-nucleotide messenger RNA. NCBI's taxonomy places the organism in Eukaryota, Fungi, Glomeromycota, Glomeromycetes, Diversisporales, Gigasporaceae. The record is from the annotation of a GenBank genome assembly.